CUGUUUCUCUAGUGUAUUUGCCACCCUCAUGCUUCUUUCUCCAUCCAAGAUCCAACACCAUAAGAGCCAGAUUAGCACUCACACACACAUACAGCUAUGUAUUAAGUUGUAUGAUCAGAGCUUGUGACUUUGGCCUAACUUUACAUAUUAAAAAAAGGGUUUCUUUUUCACACUGACAUGUCCUUCCUCCCACCUGAACCCAUGUUUUUUGGCUAUGAAGAUGACCACCACCCUCCUCAUGAUUUACAAGGUGUUCAAACACUCUUAAUGAGGAGAUCCAUGUCGUAUUCCGGUAUGGAGCGGUGUGAAGAAACGCGUGGUGCUGCAGCCGAAGAUGAUAUGUCGGAUGAUGAUGGAUUGCAGCUGGGAGAGAAGAAGAGAAGACUCAAUUUGGAACAAGUGAAAGCUCUUGAAAAGAGCUUUGAGUUGGGAAACAAGCUUGAGCCUGAAAGGAAAACUCAACUGGCUCGCGCUCUCGGGUUGCAGCCAAGGCAAGUAGCUAUAUGGUUCCAGAACCGAAGGGCGCGAUGGAAGACCAAACAAUUGGAGAAAGAUUAUGAUGUCUUAAAGAGACAAUUUGAGUCUGUUAAGGCUGAUAAUGAUGCUCUCAAAACCCUAAACAAGAAACUUCAUGCAGAGUUAUUGGCUAUAAAAGGUGGAGAAGCAAAUGGGAUUAGACCCAUAAAUCUAAACAAAGAAACAGAAGGAUCAUGGAGUAAUGGAAGUGAAAACAGUUGUGAUCACAACACAGUAACAGGCACCAUGACACCAUCAGAAGAGAGCCCAAUAUUUUACUCCCAAAUUUCAAGCAACAUCUACCCUACCAUGUCAUCUAUGGGACCAAAUUCCGGCCUAACACAACUUCUACAAAGCCCUUCGACAACGGAUCUCCUCGGCCAGCGAUUUAAUCAAACAGUCGGCAACGAAGGAUUCUGCAACAUGUUUAACGGUAUGGAAGAUCAACCCGGUUAUUGGCCAUGGCCUGAGCAGCAUCCUCAACAUCUUCAUUGAAGUUGAGUUUUUCUCACAAAAGUCCUUUUUUUUUUUUACUUUUCAAAGUUGAUACAAGCACCCAUUUUGCAAUGUAAUUGGUGUAUAGAAUUGGAUUAUAUGCAUUUUGUUUUAAUUAAUUACGAGAUGGAAAUGAAAUUUGAAAUACGCAUCGAUUUGUAGCCAUAGUUGAAUUGUUGUAAUAUAGCAUGGCAGCAUGCUAUGAGAAUGAAUUUAAUUGGAGUACAUAACAAUUAUUGUAUCUGAA
Molecule: messenger RNA, 1258 nt
Organism: Helianthus annuus (common sunflower)
Lineage: Eukaryota; Viridiplantae; Streptophyta; Magnoliopsida; Asterales; Asteraceae
Product: homeobox-leucine zipper protein ATHB-13
Exons: 3
Coding region: 178-1011 (277 amino acids)
Biological process (GO): positive regulation of DNA-templated transcription
Cellular component (GO): nucleus
Molecular function (GO): DNA-binding transcription factor activity, RNA polymerase II-specific; sequence-specific DNA binding
Source: RefSeq, a predicted model, not a curated record